Messenger RNA from Ixodes scapularis (black-legged tick), 1915 nucleotides. It is a transcript of the gene Orc2, whose product is annotated as origin recognition complex subunit 2. Gene Ontology annotation, molecular function: DNA replication origin binding. The coding region runs from base 223 to 1749 and encodes 508 amino acids. The record is from RefSeq and is a predicted model, not a curated record. NCBI's taxonomy places the organism in Eukaryota, Metazoa, Arthropoda, Arachnida, Ixodida, Ixodidae. Gene Ontology annotation, cellular component: nucleus; nuclear origin of replication recognition complex. Gene Ontology annotation, biological process: DNA replication. The transcript has 12 exons.
CCGGAUUUUCAGACGAUAGGAGACGUGUAGAAGACCGGAGUAAAAAGAUUACAAUCAUUUAAGUAUUUGACUUUAUUAAGUCAUGUCUUUCGUUUUUAACUUAAAAGAUAAAACAGUUGAGUAUAAACAGAAACGCUAGGUUGACGACUCCACCUGGCUCCACACGCAGGUGUAACGUUGCGGCGUAGCAUCACCGAGGACAUCACGCCUUGUAAACAAAACAUGGCGUCUCCCGCGCUUGACGAAGUCGUUGAGGUUCGCUUCGUUGGAAACGACGAUGUCUUCGAGCACGUCUACAACCUGUCGGAGGCCAGGAGCCCCAAAAAAGGAGCGGGAAAACGGCUAGCGUCCAAAACGAGGUCUUCGGUUCAGGAAGAGGACACUUUGAUUGAUGUGCUGACGGAAGAGGCGCCCGUACCAACAGGUCUUCAUGCCAAUGGUGACAGCGUAACAGGGAGGCAAAUGUUUAAUUUGAAGUGCACGCCGACCGCAAAGCACGCUGUCAAGGUGGCACCAAAGACUCCGACUUCAGCCCGACGGAAAAGUUCGGUGACAUCCUCUCAGCUCCCGGUGCAGAAAGAGACGCCGUACAGACUCCGCAGGAAAAUCAAGCAGAAUCUGUCAAAGAUGAAAGAAGAGGAGCGUGGCAGCAGUUCCGCCGAGUCGGAUAGUGACAAGUCCUCGUCUGAUGACGAUGAUGAGAAAAGGAACAGUGCUGACAUGGAUCCCUACGACGAAAGUGGCAAGGGCUAUUUCUCGCUUUCUGGGAAGGGCAACACGUCCAAUCACACGCUGUCCAAGCUUGGCAGGCCCGUCAUGGCCCCUGACGAGAUAAACCGCAUCCUAGAAGUGGCCUGUGACCCCCACGCCACGCACCGCAAAGCGCUUCUCCGGCAGCACAGGACUCGCUUCUCGCUGUGGUGGGCGCUGCUGAGGGAAGGCUUCAACCUGCUCCUCCACGGACCUGGCUCCAAGAUCAAGCUUCUGCAGAGCUUCAAGGAUGACAUGCUUUCGGAGUCGUUCUGUGUCACGGUCAAUGGGUUCAACCCGGGCCUCACUUUGCAAGAGAUUCUCACCACCAUUAUUCGCCAAGUUAUAGGACAAGACUCGUCGCCAGCGCCCGGCCUGGCGGGACAAGUAGACCACAUCGUCGAACACUUCUCCGAAGAAGAUGCUGACGAACUCUACCUGCUGAUCAAUAACAUAGACGGCCCAAACCUGAGGCAGUCCAAGGCCCAGGCGGUGCUUUCCAGGCUGUCGGCGGUUGCGCACAUCCACAUCGUUGCCUCCGUGGACCAUGUGAAUGCUUCGCUCUUGUGGGACCAGGAGACUUCCAGAGCUUACCGGUUUGUCUGGAUCAACGCCACAACGUUUGAGCCGUAUGUGCUGGAGUCUAGCCUGGAGCCCCUCAAGAGCUGCGCCGCCAGCACCCUCGGCUCUCUGCAGCACGUCUUCUGCAGCCUGACGCCCAACGCCCGCAAGAUUUUCCUGCUCAUUGCGCGGCAUCAGCUCGACUCUGCCAGCUCUCCGGGGUACUCGGGACUGUCCUUUCAGGACUGCUACCACCGGUGCCGGGAGGAAUUUCUUGUCAACAGCGACCUGACGUUACGUGCCCAGCUUAGGGAGUUUCUCGACCACCUGCUGCUCAAGAUCAAAAAGGGCCAUGACGGCACAGAGAACUUGUUGAUCCCUCUUCAAAAUGAAACACUGAGGCUGUUUGUUGAACAAAAAGAAGACGACGACAGGUGACGGGAACUUGCAGACUCGUCCAAGUUGCUCACCUUGGGUUGGGUCCGAGCUCCAACAAUGUAAGCGGCUUCAAACCUCCUUCGUAUGUAUAGUAAUAUUUGUACAGUUUUCCAUUCGUGGAGCCUCUAUCUAAUCUUGUAAAAUGAAAUAAAAAUCAUUUUUGGUA